Messenger RNA from Astyanax mexicanus (Mexican tetra), 1480 nucleotides. RefSeq names its product SUMO-conjugating enzyme UBC9. The record is from RefSeq and is a predicted model, not a curated record. Gene Ontology annotation, molecular function: SUMO conjugating enzyme activity. The transcript is spliced from 7 exons. Gene Ontology annotation, biological process: protein sumoylation. Gene Ontology annotation, cellular component: nucleus. The coding region runs from base 369 to 845 and encodes 158 amino acids. NCBI's taxonomy places the organism in Eukaryota, Metazoa, Chordata, Actinopteri, Characiformes, Acestrorhamphidae.
UUGCGUUAGGUGUCCUGUGUUCUGCCUGAGGGUCCUAAAACCCACAGACAGCAGCAGCAGCAGAGGGAGCAGCUCGGCCAUUAAACGAGCUGUGAGAAAUUUUCUAAAAUGAUCUGAACCCGCGAGUUACAGAGAUUUAUACAGAUUUACUGCCUGACUCGGACUCAGUGUAGUACAGUGCUGGUGCUGAGGGAUAGCAGCAGCUCUCCGGCCGCAGGUACAGGUGUUCCUUUGCGGGUUUCAGGUGUUUAAACCGGUUUUAUUUGCUGCUGGCUGGUUAAAUCGGAAUAUUUGGUGUUCUCCGGGUUGGUGGGAGGCAGUUCUGUGUUCCAGCUGCUGCUGCUGCUGUGAGGCGGCGCCAAUGAGUCAUGUCGGGCAUCGCUCUGAGUAGACUGUCCCAGGAGCGCAAAGCCUGGAGGAAGGACCACCCGUUUGGCUUUGUUGCUGUACCAACCAAGAACCCAGAUGGCACUAUGAAUCUGAUGAACUGGGAGUGUGCUAUCCCAGGGAAGAAAGGGACUCUUUGGGAAGGAGGUUUAUACAAGUUGAGAAUGCUCUUCAAGGACGACUACCCAUCAUCCCCUCCGAAAUGCAAGUUUGAGCCUCCAAUUUUCCAUCCAAAUGUUUAUCCAUCUGGAACAGUCUGUCUGUCCAUCCUGGAGGAGGAGAAGGACUGGAGACCAGCCAUCACCAUCAAACAGAUCCUGCUGGGCAUCCAGGAACUGCUGAAUGAACCAAACAUCCAGGACCCAGCGCAGGCCGAGGCUUACACCAUCUACUGUCAGAACAGGAUGGACUAUGAGAAGCGAGUGAGAGCUCAAGCCAAGAGAUUUGCUCCGACAUAGAGCUGUGACCCCGGACUCGGACCCCACAACAACAUAAAGCUGUACAAUUGGGACAUAAGGUUUCAGAACUCCUUCACAGAAGGUUCUAGAACAUCUGAAACCUGUAUUUUGGUUCUAGACCCUGAGUUGCAUGUGGAUUUGUUUGGUCUGGCUUAAAGAUGAGCCUGAAUGUGACUUAAACCAAGCAGCACUUACAGGAGUCCGUGCACAGCUCAGACUUUGAAGCUGUGUGUAAAUAAGCUACAUUUCCUACAGCAGGGACCGGACUUGGUAAAGACUCAAUGACAAAGUGGAAUGGAAAUACUUCAUGUUUUUAUUAUCUUGUUUGGUAUACUUGCUGAAGAACCAUGCUCUUAACGAUUUAAAUCAGGAUUGUGGGUGGAGGUGAUGCUGUUGGCAGCUGUUUUUUGAAUAUUAUUGUUUUUUUAUAUGAUGAGUGAGAUCAGGAUUAAAUAAUAGAGAAAAAAACGUUCUGAGAUCAGCUGUAAGCAGGAGGGAGAGCAGGAGGUCAGGGGUGAUGUCUGUAAAUAUAUAAAUAUGAGCAUUUGUUUACUCUGAAAAUGUUUCGCAACAUAAAUAUAAAAAUGUGUUUGACCACAAUAAAUAUAUAAAAAUGUAUGAGUUCUAACAAAGUU